AUGUCGUCAACGGGAGCUCCCAAUGGCUCCAACGGGGACGCUGCUACGCAAGCAGCUUCCUCGCCGAGGCCGUCAUCAGCUGCGCCGACCGCACCGCCAUCGCAGCCUCCUCCACCGGCAUCCUCAGCCGUGACCGAUUCCGCAGCCACGUCGACCCCCGAGCUCGACGUCCCAAAGCUCCAAGCCCUCCCCGCCGAGCAGCAGGAGCUCUUCCUGCUCACCUUCGUCUCGACCCUCUCGAAACACGUCCUGAGCCUCUCCGCCGACGACUGCACCGCCCAGCAGUUCUACCUCAAGAAAGAGAUCUUCCAGAUCAUCAACCUGCCCUCGCCCCAGCCGAGCCGCGUCGUAAGGAACAACCUCGGCAAGUGUCUUGCCCACAUCUUCGGGAACGGCGAUCGCAAACUGCUCUUCGAGACCAUCAACGACUUGAUUGCCAUUGUGUCGGGCGCCAAGUCCAAGACUGAUGUCGGGCCGCGCACGAAGCACGCUGCCGUCGCGUGCCUUGGCGACGUUUUUGCAUCCGCCGGCGACAGCGCCAUUGGCCUGCACCCGCUGGCGUGCGCGACGCUCGUCAAGCUGUUGAAGUCGUCGUCCAGCAAUGCGGGUCUACGUGCGGCCGUAUUUACGUCUCUGAGCAAAAUCGUCAAGAUGGUGGAAUCGAGCGUGGAUGAAAAUGUUGCGAGGGAUAUCUUCAAGCAGUCGCGCAACUACGCCACGAGCGACAAGGGCUCGCUGGUCGUCGUCUCAGCUUGUCGAGCUCUGAGAGCGCUGAUGCGACACACGCCCUACUUCGAGAACUCGAGCGACUUUGAUAAGCUUCAGAAUGCCAUUUUCAGGGUGUUCGACUCGUCGUCUUCGCAAGUCAGACACGCCGCUUCGGAGGCGCUGGCAGAGGCCAUGGUGAGGGGGUACUCCGAGACUGGUGCAGCGGAUGCCGCUGCGAUGGCAAAGGCGAACAAGAGGAUGAGCAAGAAGCCCCCCAAGCGUACCGGCACGCAGGCCAGCAUGGUUGCGGACGAGGACGAGCUGCCCACGUCACGACCUGGAAGCCCUGCCCCUGGCGGGAAAAGAACGCAAGACCUGGCGCUCUCGCUAACUGAGAUUCUGAAGAUUCUCUCGACGCAGUACACCAAGAUGCCGACGUCAAACAAGGCGAGAGCGGCCAUUGGCGUUUGCUACGGCAAAGUGCUCAGGAAGCUCGGCGAGAAGACGGUUGAGACAAAUUACCUCAAGAUUAUCGAGAACUUGACCAUCGACUUGAUCGGGCAGCCAAACAUCAUGAACAACCGGUAUAGGCUUCUCAUUUCCAGGCGCAUCGUCGACACAAUCCUCCAAGACAUCAUUGGCCGUAAGAUUCUGGGCGAGUCGGGGCAAACAUCGGCAGCAAAGCUCAUCAUCAACGACAUUCUCAAGAAUUACCCACAAGCCCUGGUCGAGCGCUCGGAACCGACGAAGCACAUGCUGAUCGCGGCUCUUGGUGCGAUAGCGUCGCUCAUCAACUCCCUAAGAUCUGCGGCAAACAACUUCGCGGAGUCAUGUAGAGAUGGCCUCCUGGGCGUCUUGCAACACCCCAGCUAUUCGGUGCAGGUGCAUGCCUCGGCGUGCAUGAAGGCCUUCGUUCUGGCCUGCCCUCAGCAGCUACUGCCGUGCUUGUCAGUGUGCAUGAACAGCCUGAGCAGAGAAUUGUCUCUGCUCACCAGCGGACGAAACUCCCCUCGGCGAUGCGUCGGAUUCGCCCAUGGUCUUGCAGCAACACUCAGCGCAAGCCCCGCGCGUCCUCUGCAUGGCUCAGUUGAUAUCAACAGCCGUGUCCUAACGAUGGCAACAAGUCUACUCAAGUCAAGUGGUCAGUCUGAAUUAAGAGUCUCUAGCACUCAGAUUCAGGUCGCGUGGAUCUUGAUUGGCGGUUUGAUGUCACUGGGACCGAACUUCGUCAAAAUCCAUCUCUCUCAGUUGCUGCUGUUGUGGAAGAAUGCGCUGCCGAAGCCCCUGUCGAAAGACAACACGGCUCACCGCAGUUUACUUGAAGCUUCAUUCCUGACGCAUGUUCGCGAGUGCGCUCUGGGAUCGAUACUCUCGUUCCUCCAGUUUAACACACGGCUGCUCACGGUUGAUGUUUCCAAGCGCAUAGCGACGAUGCUGCAGAACACAUCGGCGUUUUUGAGAACAUUGCCAUCGAAGAAGAUCACCGAUGACGUGUCACAAAGACUGACACCCGCGCUCCAGCUUCACGACCUUGAUAUGAUGGUCCAGCGCCGAGUGCUGCAAUGCUACAUCAAGCUGGUCAACCUUAGUCCGGCCGGCGGCAGCGAGUCUCUGCUACAGUCCAACUUGCUGACUAUUGCCAUCUCCCUUUUUGCGGACCCUGAAAAUUACUCGGCCAACACUCUCAGCGCAUCUAUAGCGAAUGCUGCAGCCACGUUCGAGACCGUAUGGGAUGUUGGCGACAACUCUGGAUUCGGCAUUACUGGCUUGAUCUCCGGCUUUAAGAUCAAGGGACUCCCUGGGCAACAAGACAAUUCCAUAGAGGGGACGCCACUGGAAGCAAACAGCCCAGAGGAGUCCAUAGACCGCUUACUACUGUCCCCGGUUUGCGGCACGCUGGAACACGACGCAUCGCUGCUCUACGUCGGAGACACAAGUUCUGACCUCACGAUUCCCGACCCUCCUGCCACCGAAGUCAUCAACAUGGCCAUACAGUUAUUCGCCUUCGUAUUCCCGCUCACGCCGCCCAAGGUUCAAGAGAGUGUGCUUGAACAAGUAAAGACGUUCAUGUCGGCCGGCACAUUGCUCAGAGACCCUGGCAGGAAGGCGGCCAUCAAUGUAAACGUUUCAGUCGCGAUUCUCUCGACUUUGCGAGUUGCUGUAAAGGAGACGCAGUCUUCUCCUGGUAACGUCACCAACCUGGCCGUAGAGAGGCUUAUCCAGGACAUGCUGCGCGACUUCGUAAUUGACGGAGACCAGUAUGUUCGCAGUGUCGGGUAUGCCGCAGUUGCGAGACUUUGCAACGCUUGCGGCAACGCCUUUACCAACCACGAAAUCAAGUACCUCGUCGAUACCAUUGUAAGCAACCGUGAGCCUAGUGCGCGCGCGGGCUGUGCAAUGGCUCUCGGGUCAAUCCAGACCAAGGUAGGCGGCAUGGCCGCGGGCUAUCAUCUGAAGACGAUUCUCGGUAUUCUCAUGUCCCUCUGCAACGAUCCUCAUCCCACCGUCCACUUCUGGGCUUUGGAAGCAUUGGCUUUGGCCUCCGACGCGGCUGGACUCAGCUUUGCUGGGUAUGUGCCUAGUACUCUCGGAAUGCUGGCUCAGUUGUAUGUUUCCGACACUCACCACCCCGAGAUCUCAUCCGCCAUCACCAUGAACCUCGAAAUGGAUCUUUCUACCACGGCUGCAAUCACCCGCUGUGUUGAUUCCCUCAUCAACGUGCUUGGCCCCGAUCUUCAAGACUCCACAAAGUCGCGGGAACUCAUCCUCAACCUGGUUGGCCAGCUCCAAGAAGAAGACGACCUCCUCGUUCAACGGGCGACCUUGAGCUGUUGUGAGCAUUUGUCACUCUAUGCUCCUGGUUACAUGAAUUUUGAGGAGUACGUGAAGGUUCUCCAAAAGUAUCUCCAGUCAGAAUACCCGAUUUUGCGGGACGUUGCGGUCGAUGGUCUUUACAACAUCAUGAAAAGAAAUCCAAACGACGUCAUCGGUGCCGCGGAGAAGGGCUUCGAGGAUCAGUUAUGGCUGGUUCUCGACACUGCACCGACGCACGAUGGUAUACGCAACAUUCUCCGAAACUGGAUGCGACAGACGUGUCUUACAGAUACUGGCUUGUGGCUCACCAGAUUCCAGAAUGUACUGAAGAUGACAAGGGCCAAGGUCAAGGAGGAGUCUGACUCCGGAAACAAUGGCGCAAGGGGCAUGCCAGACUUGCAGGACGAGGAGGUUGCCGGUUUUGCUGGGACCGCUAAGGACGACCAGGAUAACAAGGCCGGAUCCGAAGUCGAGCCACUGCGGUGGCAAGUUACAACUUUUGCAAUCGGCUGCAUCAACGACAUGUUUGUCUUGAUUGCCAAGGACGUCAUGACGAACGGCGAGUCUGCGGCCCAGUUGGCUCUUCAGAACAAGAUCGCUGAUGUCGUCCGCAUGGCGUUCUCGGCAUCGACUUCGAGCGUGCUGGAGCUGCGAGUCUGGGGUCUCAAGAUCAUUGGUGCUGUUCUCAAAAUGUUCGGCAAGGUACCCGAUCCCGAUUUCGAAGAGGCGAUGCUUCUGGAGCAAUACCAAGCACAGAUCAGCUCAGCGCUUACUCCCGCCUUUGCCGCGGACUCGUCUCCCGAAUUGGCAUCCGAAGCAGUAAACGUCUGCGCCGGCUUCAUCUCUACCGGUAUCGUUACAGAUGUCGAGAGAAUGGGUCGCAUUCUCAAGACCUUGGUGUCCGCUUUGGAAAACUUCUCGAAAGACCACGAAAACGCCGGCAUCGGCGAGUUGAAGGGCCUCAGCUCCAACGCUCAAGUCAUGGUCAAAAUGUCAGUCUUCUCGGCUUGGGCAGAGCUUCAGGUGGCCAGCUCCGAGCAGAAGUACCUCCUCGACGUCCUGAAGCCGCACAUUGGAACGCUCACGCCGCUGUGGCUGGAAUCUCUGAGGGAGUUCGCUCGUCUGCGGUUCGAGCCGGACAUCUCAAUGACAUUGGGCCCCCCUUCUCUGUCCGGCAGUCUCGACACCAUUUAUGCCGCGCUAAACCGGGAGACCCUACUCAAGUUCUACCAAGACUCGUGGCUUAAGCUCGUUGAUGCCAUCGCCAGCUUGAUCGAGCAAGACAGCGAGUUCGUCUUUGAUGCGCUGGAUGGGAAGGAAUCCGAAGGGCUCAACACCAACGGAAACACCAAGGGCUCCGACAUCAACUAUCGCGACGAGCCGGUGGCUUUCUUCUUUGUCCUGUUCGGCAUUGCCUUUGAGGCUCUGGCUACUCGUCCCGGACAGAGCGACUCCUUGGCCACUCAGGAGCAGAAUCUCGCGAUUCUGCAGGCUCUCAAGAAAAUCCUACACCCCAGCGUGUCUGGCCAUGCCAUCUACAGAGAGGCCAUCUUCUCAGAAACCAUGGACCUGUUAGACCGACUCGUGCUGACUGAAGGCCUCGAUGUCCAAGGCGUCAUUGUCGAGAUUGCCCGAGCGCUUUGCGUUUCUCAUCCUUCUGCUCGCAAGAAGGACUCUGGCGAUGACGGCGACUUGUCGGACGACAUUGAUCAGCUCUUCGAGCUCACACGCAUCAUUGUUCUCGUCCUCUCCGGCUUGCUUCCCAAUCUUACGGAAGCAAACCAGCCCGUGCGCCACCAGAUGACCGAGGAAGCAGUACUACUGAUCCGCUCAUCCCUCAACGCUCUCGUCGAUGCCGCCGAGGUUUUCCCUUCCAUUAUCAAGACGGACCUCCACGCCUGCAUCAUCCACAUUCUCGCCACCAUCCUCGCAACGCCUGGAUGUCAGGAGGUGAUCGUUCCGCAAUCUCUUCCCACGCUGAAGCGCUUCGUGGCAAGCAUGACAAAGUCCGCCAGGAAGAGCGGCGGCCCGACGCCCACAGACGUCCAGCUGCAGGGCUGCCUGCGUCGAUUCCUCUCCAUCUACCUCAACGCUCAGAAGCGCGAGGUGCCGACGUCCCUCACAUGCGUCAAGAACUGCUUGCUCGCGAGCACGAUAUUGUUCACGGGCGGCACAAAUCACUUGGCGGCGAAUGAUCCGCUUGUGGCAAGGUACCUCGACGAGGUUGUCGACUGCCUCACGGACCGCAUGACCGCCAAAAUAGCAGCAAACUGCAUCAGGUCUCUGCUCCUGCAGGCCAACCCUACGCCGGCAGACCAAACCAUUGCCCGUUACCUCCUGCCGCGCCUGGUCGCCUUCGUCACCAAUACAGAGCCGGAGGACCCCGAAAACGCCCGCUCCCUCAUCGCGCACUCGCUCAGCCAGUACGUGGGCGCCGUGCCCCGGGACCGCAUCCCCGUGGCGAUGGCUCUCAUCCUGCCCACCUUCCUUGCGCGCGCAUCGUCCGAGGGCGAGGAUGCGUACAGGGACACGAGCGCCAGGCUUCUGGAGCUGGCCGCCGUGGACCAGAACGCGUUCCGGACCGUCGUGGCCAGCAUGAACGACGGGCAGAAGGCUUUCCUGGAGGAGGUCAUCAGGUGGGGCAGACAGCAGGGGCCGUCGGAACAGGCCUCGACCGGUUCGACUGGGCAGCCCAGCAUUGCGUUGAAGAUGGAUUUCGGUGGCUGA
Messenger RNA from Colletotrichum karsti, 6249 nucleotides. RefSeq lists its product as uncharacterized. Gene Ontology annotation, cellular component: endocytic vesicle; membrane; Golgi apparatus. The record is from RefSeq and is a predicted model, not a curated record. Gene Ontology annotation, biological process: intracellular protein localization; retrograde transport, endosome to Golgi; endocytosis. The transcript is spliced from 2 exons. Bases 1 to 6249 code for a protein of 2082 amino acids. NCBI's taxonomy places the organism in Eukaryota, Fungi, Ascomycota, Sordariomycetes, Glomerellales, Glomerellaceae.